This is a messenger RNA of Coniosporium apollinis CBS 100218, 1644 nucleotides long. RefSeq lists its product as uncharacterized. Gene Ontology annotation, molecular function: histone deacetylase binding. NCBI's taxonomy places the organism in Eukaryota, Fungi, Ascomycota, Dothideomycetes. Gene Ontology annotation, biological process: negative regulation of transcription by RNA polymerase II. The transcript has 2 exons. The record is from RefSeq and is a predicted model, not a curated record. Gene Ontology annotation, cellular component: Sin3-type complex. Bases 1 to 1644 code for a protein of 547 amino acids.
AUGGCGCGCACACAAAGCCCCUCACCCGGCGACUUCGCCAGCACCGGCUCACCACCACCGCACCCACAAACCAAGCGCGACAAAAGACGCACCAUGCUCUCCGACAGGCUCAACGAUAUGGUCGCCUCCUUCGCCGAGAACCGCGAGAUGCACUACCGGGCCCAGAUGCAGGCUGUUCAGGUCGAUAUGAACCUGAUCAUGCACGCCGACCCGUAUGCGAACAACCCGCUCGAGGACAGCCCGCUCGAGAUCGCGGAGAUGAUCACAGCGGGCACGGGAGGGAGCAUGCAGUUCACAACUGAGGUGCACUCAGACUACCUGGCGAGGGUGGGCAGGUUCUACGAGAAGUUCGUCGAUGACGUGAACAGUGAGAUGGAGAAGAGGGACUACCAACUGACUAUGCUUUGGAACAAGGCCCAGAGUAGCGUCCACGAGCUGAACCAAACCCAUGCCUACCGAGUCCGCCUGGCAGAGGAAGAACACCGCCAAUUGGCCAACACACUCCGCGACCGACUCAUCACGAGCAUCGGCUCUCGGCGGGCGAAGCUCGUUCGCGACAAAGAGCAGCUAGACAUCAGCGACAACAACGCCCAGCUCCUCAACCCGAACCAGUACACCAUUGCACCAGGCAGCCCCGGCGGCCCCCAGAACCCCCGGAAGACCCGCCACACCCGGCACCGCGUCGGCGACCCAGAGGAUCUUGUCGCAGCAGCAGCAGAGAAGCAGCGCAAGCGUAAGGCUGCGCUGGAGGAGAACGACAAUGGCUCGCCAGGCCUAGCGCAACGCAACGCCGACUUGGGCUUCGGCUCACCCUUCCGGGACGCGCGAACAAAGAAAGAGUACACCCAAUUCGAAGCCGGAGCAUACACGAUCGACCGGCUCUUCACCGAGAAAGAGCUCGCAAUGACCAUGAACCACGCCUCGCUAGCCGCGACCUCCUUCUUCGCUAAAGCCGCAUCCCAGACCCUCGUAAAUGGCCACGCGGCCACCGCGCUUGACAGCCUCCCCAACGGCGACGUUCCCCAACUCCUCGACGCUCCCGACAACGACAUGACCAACGCCCCCACAGCCACAGCCACAGCCACAGCCACAGACCCAGACUCGGCCUCCCCCUCCGACGCCAGCGCCCCCGCGCUUGCAGCCCCAGAAAUGGAACGCCAACCCUCCCAUGCCACGCGCGCCACCACGCGCACCGCACCCCCACCCUCGCUCUCCGCCGCCGUGCUCCGCGCCCUCCCUCCACACCCAGGCGCCUCCGCCGUCCCCGUCAUCCUCCCCGCGAACCUGGCCUCAAAGCCCAACGCCGCAGCCCCUCCUCCGGCACCUCUCUCCGCUGCAGAUAUCGAGAGCGACCUCGCGUUCCUGGGCCGCGGGGUCGGGGCCGAGGAUCCGUGGAAUGAGAGGCUGCUUGAUGCGGCGGUCGGCGGGGUGUGGACGAGGCAGGUCGAGGUUAGGGCGCCCGGGUGGGUGGGGGGAGGGGUCCCCGAGGUUAGGGCUCUGGAGGAGGGGUUUGGGGAGGGGGAGGGAGGGGUGGUGAUGAGUAGCCAGGCGAGUAGCAAUGGUGGUGGUGGGGGGGGGGGGGGGGGGGGGAGGGUGGGAGGAGGGUUAGGGCGAGGGCGAUUUGAUCGAUUUGUGUUGAUGUAG